AUGAAAACUUGCCGUGUUUUGCAGUUCUUUCUGCGGUUAAGUUUUGUGCUUGCGGUCUGGUUUCUCGCUGUUCCUUUUGUUCCAUUUUGGCAAUGUCGAUUGGCUUUUGUGCGGAGUUUUGGUGAAGCUCAGAGCUUGUUCUUAAGCCACAUCUCCACCACAGUAAUCCUCACUGAUUGUUUGCACGGGCUCUUACUAUCAUCUAGUAUUUGCUUCAUUUUGCUUGGAGCAAUUUCAUUGUGGGAUUACUUUAGGCGUUUGAGAGAGUUGGGAGGACAAGAAGAGAGAGAAGAUGAAGGGGAGAGAAAUGGUGCUCAUGCUGCAAGAAGGCCUGCUGGCCAGGCUAAUAGGAAUCUUGCGGGAGAGGGGAAUGGCACAUAA
Molecule: messenger RNA, 381 nt
Organism: Arabis nemorensis
Lineage: Eukaryota; Viridiplantae; Streptophyta; Magnoliopsida; Brassicales; Brassicaceae
Source: the annotation of a GenBank genome assembly